UCGGAAGCCAAAUAGGUUUUGGAUUUUGAAAAAUUGAUUAAAAAAUUUAACCAAACGCACUGUGUAUAUAUUAAGGCGGUACAGCUCGAUUGCAGCCCUAGUUGGGUGCAAAACAGUCAGAAGAAUUGGGGACUCAAGAGGCGAACCUUAGAUUAGAGGGUUUCUCUUCACCAGGGUUGGGGUAGCAAAGUUUGGUUCGUUAGAGACGAGGAAUAUCACGAGGAGGGAGAAAUAAAAGAGGUCCAAUCCAAUCGAAGAUUGAAAUACAAGGCAGUGAUGGAGGAAAACACGUUGAUUAAUAGUAGUUCUUCUCUUGUUUCUGGUAGCGAAGGUGAGAGCAAUACACUUGCUCCUGACAAAAGCACACUUGAAAGUGAGAACUGGGGGGGUGAUUUUUGCAACUCAGAUAACAUUGACUCGGAUUCGACUGAAUUUGAAAUUGGGGGACUUCAUUACGGUCCUUAUAGCGACGAUGACGGGGGACUUCAUUACGGUCCUUAUAGUGACGAUGACGGCUUUCGGUAUGAAACGAAGGAGACCAAUUUUGUUUGGGAUGGAUGGGAAGCUGCUCUAAUUGUGUCUAAACGAAUGCUGGCAGAUUAUUAUGUUAAAAGCAGUUCAGAAAAAGAAGACAGCAGAAAGGUGUUGACACUUGAACCAUAUGAGACCCAUUUUGGAAAAAGCAAUGUUAGGCAAACAUUGGAGCUUGAAGGGAGUGGCCUAGCCACCAGAAAGGUUUCUUGGUUGUUUUAUCCUUAUUUGGGAAAGGUAGUCCAUGAUGCCUCAUGGUCUGGGCCAAUCAGUGAAGAACAAUACAUCAAGAUUGGUAAGGCUAUUGCGGUAUUAGCGCAUGGAGCGAUGUGUUAUGUUAUGUUCUGUUCCUUCAAGGAGCUAAUCAAAGACAAGGAUUACAAUACUGUUGGCGAAAGUGUGUUUAAAAGUAUUGUUAAGUUUGUCCUGAGUGUUUUUGAUAUGGAAGAUUUUGAGAAAAUAUUUGAUCAGAGUGUGGUUGAGGAUGAGUACUCAAAAUUAUGUGAAAUUCUUGACUCUUGUAAAUGUGAUCCUCUUGUAGCUAUUGCUGAGGGGAAGGUGAAAGUUGAUCAAUUUUCCACGCUAAGGGAACAUGAUCUUUGUGACACUAUACGGCAACAUAAAUGUAGUGCCGAAAGAAAGGUGAAAGCUAAUCAAUUUUCCAAACUGCGGGAACAUGAUAUUUAUGAUGACAGAACAGAGGUUCUUCGUCCAUGGGUUUUUCCUAUUUUUGGUCCCGAGUGGAAUGAUAUUAGCCCAAACGAAGUAGCAAUUGCAUUGGAGAUGCUUAGAAAUUAUGAGCCUCUGAAGUUGCAGUACUUCCAGGAAGCUGUAAUUUUUCCUUUAUCAGAUGGUUGCUUUGGACCUUUUACAGAUGAGUUCAUUGAAGUGAUUAAAAUUGCUGAUCAUGAGAGAAGAAUGCAAGGUGAUCGUUUCAUCAGUGUAAAGCAUCUUUUGUUUGGCCUUUCACUUUCAAGUGUUCGUAGAUGUGUUGAGAUGAUGCUCCAUGGUAGAGUGCUAGAUUAUACGGGUCAAUUAGCUUUGAAGCUCUCAUCGUUUAGCAUUUACAAGUUAUCGCGCGAUGCAGCUACCAUUCUUGGUGAUAAGAAUGUUGGACUUGAGCACUUGGUUCUGGCAAUUUUCUAUGGAAAGCAAGAAAAUGAUCGUACAGGGACGGCUGCACAGGAUGAUUGCAGUUCUUUGUUCUUCGACGAGAAGAAAUGGGAUGAUUACCUCUUGAAACAUUUAAGAUAGAGGGAUGAGUGUGAUUUUGCAAGCUUCAAUGACAGUGAUUUUUUCAGAUCAUUGCUACCCGAAGAUUGUUUGUCUUUUGGUAGACCGGCGGCAUUAUGUGGCUUUUCUAUCAAGGAUGAGCUGCACAAGGCUUUAAAGUCUGGCUUGAAGUUGAACGCUAUUCGGGGGUAGAAUUAUUACCUUCCCUUUUGUGGGCUGGUCUGGCUUCCACUGUAUAUGCUGUUUGAUACAUCACGAAUGCCCCUGUGAAUAUGGCUGGAAGGUUAUUAUUACUUUCGAAAUAGGAAUAUAUAUUGCAAGUGAAGCCCGUGUUUGAUUUA
Messenger RNA from Camellia sinensis, 2105 nucleotides. Lineage: Eukaryota; Viridiplantae; Streptophyta; Magnoliopsida; Ericales; Theaceae. The record is from RefSeq and is a predicted model, not a curated record.